Messenger RNA from Epinephelus lanceolatus (giant grouper), 5293 nucleotides. RefSeq names its product MyoD family inhibitor (gene mdfi). The record is from RefSeq and is a predicted model, not a curated record. Lineage: Eukaryota; Metazoa; Chordata; Actinopteri; Perciformes; Serranidae.
UCUGAGGCAAGUAUAGUGGGAGUACAGAGAGAGGAGAGACCGAGUGCACAGGACGGGUACUGCUUAUAUUCACAGUUUGGACAAGUUUGGGACGGUGCUGGACUUUUGCGGAAACGCAACAGAAAGUGGAGAAACUUGUGCAGAGCAGACAAAGAGUAUUGAGCGAGCUGCCUGCAGAGACACACACAAACUUCCCAACAUCUGGUCCACUGGAGGACGGGGCGAGCCGGAGAGAGAGAAAUUUUGGAGGCGGAGAGUAAAGUAUCUUCGCUGGAGAAAAAUGCAUUGAAUUUGGGAAGUUUGGUGGGCACCUACAUGAGCCGAAAAGAGAUUCGGUGGUCGUGUAAAGUGACAAGAGUGGAGGGAAAGAGGACGGGAAAGGUCUCUGAGGGCGAGAAGUCCACCUGGAGCGGUCAGAGAAUGAAUUAGCCCAAGUGUUUGGCUGCAGCGCGUCCCAGCCAGAGAGAAGGCUCACUCCUUGGCCCCUCCACCUCCUCCCAUAAGAGCCAGGCCUACGCCCAUGGAUGAGGAGAGGAGUGCCCCUGCCAUCUCCCCAGAGCCACCAGAUGAUGGGGACCCCAGUUUACCAGCUCCACAACCCAGUUCGCACACAACCUCGACUGCAGAUACAGCAAACAGCUGCCCGAACCCAAAGCCCUGUCCUAGUCCAGAUGUGGCCCACACCUAUACUGAGCCCCUCAUAUUGAGGUUAAAUGGCACCCCAGAAAGGUUGCUAAGCGAUGAUGGAGACAAGUGGAGCAGCGGCCUCUCGCACACGGAGCUUACGACACCCAGCAAGAGUGUCACAUCUCAACCAUCAGCCAGAUCCACGCCCAUCCACCACACCCAGCCAUGUCGGACACAGCCCAGCAGCCAACUACGCAACGGAGCCAAGCACCACGCGCACACACACUCCCCUCACACGCACUGUCCGCAUCACACACACACACCUCACACGCACACCCUCCAGUCCAAUGGGGUCAGGAACGGGGGCCCUCAUGAGCAUCCUAAGCUGGGCUCCCUCCCCAGAGGCGGAUCAUCCACCUCCUCGUCCUCUUCGGCGGGACCCAAGCACACCAAGAAAUUGCAGUCCAACCCCUCCAUCACCUCCCAGAGCAGCAAGAGGAGCAAGAGCAGCUCCAAGAGCAACAGCUCCCAGAUUCCCACAGAAGCACAGGACGACUGCUGUGUCCACUGUAUUCUGGCCUGCCUCUUUUGUGAGUUCCUAACUCUGUGUAACAUCGUGCUGGACUGCGCCACCUGCGGCUCCUGUGCGGGUGACGACUCGUGUUUCUGCUGCUGCUGUGCUUCGGAGGAGUGUGGCGACUGUGACCUGCCCUGCGACAUGGACUGUGGCAUCAUCGACGCCUGCUGUGAGUCUGCAGACUGCCUGGAGAUCUGCAUGGAGUGCUGCAGCCUUUGCUUCUCCUCCUGAGGACCCCCGCCACCACCACAGGGGGCAAAGUAGACGUCUGCUACACACUCCCACAAGCCCAGGAACAACUUCGACCAGUGCCUUAUCAGAGCUGAGAAGUGCACCACCCAGUCUUUGUUGCCUGGGCUCUGUGGUUUACACUAUAUGGCUGGCCUAGUUGGCUUCACAAAAUGUCCAAUGUUUCUUACAAGGUUUGCCAAGAAAAAGCUGCUGAAAGCAGUCACUGGUGAAUUCUUCCCUCCUUUAUUGAUCAAAUGAUGGGACAGUAGCUUCCCCGCCUUGUCUUUGCUGUCGGUCCAUUGCUACACAGCUGGAUGUAUGGUGCGGAGUGAGUUCCAGCUGUGGUCCACGAGGCUGUGUAGACCGGGCCUCUGGACCCUCACAGAACAAGCUAUUAUUACAAUGGAGCCCCUUGUGCCAUCUGAAUGACUGGAGUUCUCCAAGCAUGAAAAAUGACCUCCAAAGGCAAAUGAGAAAAUGGCUCCAUUUAACCGGAUUUUAGUGUUUCUGAAGAUAAGAGCAGCAGCAUAAUGGGAAAAUGGAUGCUCAGAUCUCAGUAGAAAUGUAGUCUGUCCUCCUGUCCUUGGCAAGGUUAAAGUCUUCCAGUUAGAUUGCUUACAGUGGCCUUUGUGACACACACACACACACACACACACACACACACACCCUUAGCGGAGGAUGUUAAAUCCACUGCUGUCUUUGUCCUUGUUGCAAUGCACAAAAUAGAAAAAACAUUAAUGGUGGCUUGUGGCAAUAUUACAAACUUCUUUUGUCAAUAUGCAUCUCACUUAACAGACUUAUUCAGAGAAGAAACAUGAUCGCGUCAUGCAUCAGCCUGAAGAUGGGUCCCAUUAAAUGAGUACUGUAAGUGAUGGACAUCAGAGCGAAUGGUUGAUAGCAUCGGUCAUGGACACGUUCUCUCCUCUAACAUGUGAAGGGAGAGAGUUCUUAAUCAAAAGUCUCUCCUCGUUUAAUGUUUCACAUCAUGGUGACUCGUACAUUGUUUGUUUGGAGGGUCUUCAGCUGUAUUCAGUGAUUUCCUCCUCAUCUGAAUGGUCAGAACUGGCAAAGGACUGGUAGAGGAUUGGAAGGCAUCAUCUCUUUUUUUAAAUACAUUUCAUUUUUCUUUGUCGUUCUUGCUAUGUGAACAAAUGGCCUUGGCUUAGCUUAAGGUCUGAAUUUUCAAGUAGAUUCCUCGCCUUUACCAAAUCUCUAUUAAUCCUUGUUUUGUAGAUUUUAGUGAAGAUAUUUGCAUUUCUCCUCUAAUGUGAAAAUCACAUUUCUGUGUUAUCGGGUUUCGCCGGGCUCUCUGUUCAGCAGACAUUGCUCAACAUCUAAUUUAAUUCCUUGAGUGAAAAUCUCACGACAUUAUGCUAAGUUAGAUCCAUACGCUCGUAGUAUGAAUGGUACUCUUUUGAUAACAGGCCCGCACUCUCGUACGCUCAGAUGCAUACCUUCACCAACCCAAUACCUCUUGAGAUGUCACCUAGAUCUGUUGUGCAUUUUAAAAUAACUUGAUACAAAUCUCUCUCCUCUCUGAUCAAAUACUGUUUGUGCAAUCCUUUUUUUUCCUUGGAAAUACCAAAGAGUUUUCCUCUUACUGGACCUUGGUUUCUAGACCUACACUUGCUUGUACUUUGAAGGGUCUUUGCUAUGCUAAUGUGGCUGUGGUUGGUUAAACCCUAUUUUUAAGGGCUGAAAUAUAACACUGUUGAUUAAGACUAUACACUAAGGCUGUAAAUCCACCUGAUAACACCAAAGCAGAAAAUGCAAGUUUUUUGGAAAUCAGCUUGCGAAGAUAAUAUGACUCUUCAUGUCUGUUUAUAUCAGAUUGAACGUGUUUCAAAUUUUGACACAUGUUCCAACUCAACUGAGACAAAAUCCUGGAGAGCCCUGGAAAACAAUGCAAUUUCUUUACAGUACAGAGAGAUUUAUGAAGGGAGAACUGGAUUAUGUAAUGUGUAUAGAUGUGAUAACAAUGUCAUUUGUUUGAAUUUAAAACAUAUUCCAAAUGCCGAUUCUGACGAUGUUGCUUCAUCUGGGGAUGUGUUCUCUGUUGCCAGACCUACCAAGUCACAAAACAAUAGGCUGAAUCACAAUGUUUAUCUACAAUAACUUCCAGGUAGAAAACAUAAAACACACAUAAAAUCAAAUAGCACUAAACUAAUGCCGCCUCAAGUAAUUCGUUUUUAGACACCUAAAAGAAGUCCACCAAAAAAAUAAAUAUCAGUUUAAGUGUAUGCUAUAUUUUAAAUAUUUUCACCACUUUACUUUGCUGUCAGACAGCGAUUUGAGAUAGACGUCAUUGAAGCCAUCAUAUUGAAGCCACCAGACUCCACUGACACAAACAGUAAUUUUACUUAGCAGAACACUGGAGUUAAUAGUCCGUCGCCGCUUUGAUCAGUUAGCAUUAGGUGUGGAAAUAACCAAAGGAUCCAUGAUACGAUAUUAUCACAAUACUCAAGUUACAAUACAAUAUUAUUGUGAUAUGCUGAGUAUUGCGAUAAAACAUGUGGCGAUAUAUUACCUUUUUUCAACUGUAAAUUAUUUCACCAAAGGAAGUAAGUUUAAGUCUGUUCAUCUUAAUUAAGCCAUUUUUUUUUUUUUUUUAACUUUUUUUUUGCAGUAGCAAGAUGUAUCUAGUGGACUGAAAAGCAAUUUUCUUUUAUUAUUCUAGUAGGCUACUAAAAGUUUAAUUUCUAUUUGUAAUAUUAGUAAUUUAUAUGAUAAAAAAAAUGCUCCAUGACACGUGAUGAAAAUAUCGUGAUACUUUGCUGUAUCAGUUUUUUCCCCCACCCUUAGUUAGCAUCAAAGAUAAAGCGGGGGAAAUAUACUAAAUAUAGUGUACACUCACACUGAUAGAUUUUAUUGUGAGACUACAUUAAAUUUUGCUGCAGUUACAUCCACAGCAGUACAUACCUGAGCUUCUGUGCUGAUAGAUUUAGUUUAUCAAAGAUGAUAGCAAAGCAACACAGUACAUAACAUUGGCACAGCAGAAAUGUCAGAUAGGUUGGACCCAAGUGUUUAACUAUAUGUCUUUCAACAUUAUAGUUAUGGCUGAAAAUUACAACAGAAACCAACAAAUAUGCCAAUUGCACAUAUCUCUACAAUUGUGUCUACCUGGAAGUGAAUGUUGUUGUUAGCAUGACGUCACAGUGAUGUGGUCUACAGGAGUGAUAAAAAAAACAAAAAACAAAUCUGGUUUGUCAACAACAGAGAUUAAUCAUGACAAAUAAUAAAAAUGAGUCUACAAAUGUUAGUUAGCUAAUAAGCUAAUUUUAGCAUAGCUGGCCUCCACUGGUGACAACAGUGCAGCUACUCUGCCUGUUAGCUGGCAGGGUUACGAUGAACACUUCAUCUUGCUUUCAUCAAACUGCUUUGUUAAAGAGAUAGUUCACCUCCAAAUUCAAAAUGUGCAUAUCUUCCUCUUAAUUGUAGCAUAUUUAUCAGUCAAGAUUGUUUUGGUGUGAGUUGCUGAGUGUUAGAGAUACCAACUGUAGAGCUGUUGACCUUCUCUUCAAGAUGAUGGCACUAGAUGGCACUCCGCAUAUGGUGCUCAUAGGACCAGAAACUCAACAGAAAAACUCAGCAGCAAUGUCUCUUUCCAGAAAUCAUGACCCACUUACUCAAGAUAAUCCACAGACCUUGUUGUGAACAGUUUCAUGCAGGAACUUUUUACUUUCUACCAAACUACAUCCGCCAACUAUAUCACCACACAAAAGGAAGCUAGCUAACCUAACACCACUGAACAAUCUAAUGUCACAGCUCGGCCAAGGGGACCGCUAUUAUACAUCUUGUGCUGUCACAAGCAUGAGCCGAGCACAAGUCUCUCGUUUAUGAGUAGAUGCACACUUCCUU